UUAUAAUUCGCAGUUGUAUAUGUGAUAUCUAUGGAUCAAUAACCUCUGGUCAGGUGACCCUGGUCCAGCGCUGAGGACCUUCAGUCUGUGGUCCAUCUUUGAUCUGGAUUUAUUGGAGAAUCUCAGUCAAACGGAUUAAAACACACUUCAAGUGAAGCAGGUUAUUAAUAUAAUAAUAUUAUAUUAUUAGGGCCGGGACUUUAGCGCGUUAAUUGCGAUUAAUGAAUUACAAUAUGAAUUAAGAUUAAUUAAUUACACAUAAAAAUAACGCAUUACACAUUUUUUACGCAUUUUUACACUUAUUUUUUGCACCGCGGAACGUUUCUCACUGGAUGAGUUUCGGAGGACCGAUUAUACUGGAGCACCAACUAGCGUCCAUGACUUCAGACAACAACAAACCACAGUGAACAUGAACGAAGAAGCUGAAGAGACCGUGUCGGGUGGCCCCGUGAAUGGGAAAUCUUCUUAUAAUAAACACACGGAUGGAAGCGUCGAUAAGAGCGUGGUUGUGUGCAAGCUGUGCAACAAGGAAUUCACAUCGAGCCUCAAGUAUCACCUCAACGCAACACAAUUAGCAGCUAGCGUGGACGUACAAGGACCCACACCCAACCCACACUGCACCAGAUGACUGGUUUAAGGACCAGGAGACAUAAAAUGGAGCACAAGCUGAUCCUGGCGGUGUCCGGCUUCCCGAGUCUCUACGACACCAACUCCCCGACCUACCGGGACCUCAACAUGCGGGCCGACUCCUGGCGACACGUCUCCGACAUCGUCGGUGUCCCCGAGGCGGAAUGCCGCAGGAAGUGGAAGACGCUGCGGGACCAGCACCGGAGGGAGAGGCAGCGGGAGAAGGACCGGCGGGAGAGCGGCAUCGGGCUCUUCAACUACCGCCCCUGGAGGUACUCGGCCAUCUUGUCCUUCCUGAACCCGUUCAUCGACGCCAGAGCCGCAGGCUGCAACGGGUGGGCUCUGGACCCCCCGCCCCCCCUGCUGCCCCCCUCUGAGACGGGCUGCAGCACCACCACGGAGCCCCGGAGCGACGACGAAGACCACUACGGCCUGAUCUACUCCGAAGGACCCGACGUCUCCGUAGUCGACGCCACGACAACCACCACCACCUCCUCGUCCUCCUCGUCCUCCUCCUUCCUCCACAGGAAGCGCCCGUCCUCCGCCAGCAGAGACGGCGCCGUCGGGUUCAAGGAGGCCAAGACGGAGUCGCCCUCGGGGGUCGCCACGACGACGCCGCACGACAGCAUGAGGGAGCUCUUUGAGGUGAUGAUGCAGUCCGUCACGUCGCUCGCCGCCUCCUUGGCCUCUUCCUCGGAUCCGCCUCCUCGUCCCGACCUCCGUCACCUCCCCCCGCCGCCCUGCUCCGCCUCCCGCCUCAGCCACUUGAAAACAGAGGAGCAGGAGGCCGUGGCGGCGGAGCUUCUGGACGACCGAACCGACGGCGAGGAGGAGGAGGAGGAGGCGUCCAGCAGGCCGACCCGAGCCAGGAGGAGGAGCAGCGACGGCCUGCUGCAGGAGUACGUGAGGAGGAUGGAGGCCAGGGAGGCGCAGCGAGACCGGGACCUGGACCAGAGAGACCAUGUGACCCUGUUCCUGCUGAGCCUGGCGCCGGCCAUGAGGAGGCUUCCUGCUGAGAAGCAGUCGUGGGUCAGAACCAAGAUGCAGCAGCUGCUGCACGAGGCCGAGUUCGGCGCUUUGAGUUUUCAGUGAAUCCCGACUUGUUUGACUUUUUUAUUGAUACUUUGGGACGAGAAAAUAUAUUUAACUUGGAAAAAGUAAUUUUCUCCAUUUCUAUGAGAAUGUAACAGGUUCAUGUGCUGUUUUUUAAAUAAAACCCCCAUUUUCAGUCAUUCCAUUUAAACACGACUCAUUGACAUGAAUCCUUAUUAUUAUCUUUUAUAUAUUAACAUUAUAUUAUAUUAUUAUACACACAAAAGCCUCUGGGUUUGGUUCUGUGUAAAAAGUCCAAAACGUGUGAGAUAAAGACAUCCGUUCAUCCUGGGUGAAACUUUAGUAGAAUAACUGGUCAU
Messenger RNA from Pungitius pungitius (ninespine stickleback), 2039 nucleotides. RefSeq lists its product as uncharacterized. The transcript has 4 exons. The record is from RefSeq and is a predicted model, not a curated record. Gene Ontology annotation, cellular component: nucleus; transcription regulator complex. Gene Ontology annotation, molecular function: DNA binding. Gene Ontology annotation, biological process: regulation of transcription by RNA polymerase II. NCBI's taxonomy places the organism in Eukaryota, Metazoa, Chordata, Actinopteri, Perciformes, Gasterosteidae. The coding region runs from base 625 to 1719 and encodes 364 amino acids.